This is a messenger RNA of Mercenaria mercenaria, 12665 nucleotides long. RefSeq lists its product as uncharacterized. Gene Ontology annotation, cellular component: membrane; catenin complex. The transcript is spliced from 67 exons. Gene Ontology annotation, molecular function: calcium ion binding; cadherin binding; G protein-coupled receptor activity. The record is from RefSeq and is a predicted model, not a curated record. NCBI's taxonomy places the organism in Eukaryota, Metazoa, Mollusca, Bivalvia, Venerida, Veneridae. Bases 536 to 11005 code for a protein of 3489 amino acids. Gene Ontology annotation, biological process: G protein-coupled receptor signaling pathway; negative regulation of angiogenesis; homophilic cell-cell adhesion.
GUUCAGUGUACGGUGUCCAGUAAUAGAAUAGAGUUCUUUUAACUAGUUUAUGUUAUCUUUUGUACACUUAAUGUUAGCGCAUCUGUUAUCAAAUUACUCCAAUUUCUAAACUAAUACAUUGCGCCCAGUACCCUAGCAUCGGCUUAAGGCGGGGUUUAGUAAAAGGGACAUAGAUCUAUAGAGAUUCGACAGGACAUUCAACAGGUUAUCCCUGGACGGUUUAAACAAUUUCACUGCGGAAUUUACUUGUUUAACCCUUCUAUAGUAAAACCUGAACUUAAAUUAACUCCGUAUUCGUCUGAGCAGCAAACCAAAUCGUGGUAGUCCCACACAUGUUAAACGCUUUUAAUAGCUAGUGCUUUUCGUAUUGGAGUAAAUCAUUUUAUACGCUUUAACAGUUUAUUUAAAUAAGACUGAAUCAUACAUUCGUGAUAAAAACAUUUACUAUUUGGAAUACAAAUUGGACUAUUACUAUUACAUAAAGGCUUGGUGAUAAAAGUCAGUCACGUGCUUCCGGUAUGGUGCGCAAGACAAGAUGACGUCACGUAUUUCAGCAAUAGUUCUAAUUUCCAUCCUCAUUUUGUUACAGGAUCAUGUGUCUGAAGGAACGGUUGGAGACGACUGUACUGCAUGUCAAUUAGAUAAAAAUGAAGUGUGUGGAAGCAACAAUACCUGUGUAUGUGAAAUUGGAUUUAGUCCAAUAGGUGGUCAAUGUGUAAAAGAAUGUCCAUCUUUGGAAGAUAUUCCCAGUGGUUCUAUAACCAUCGUGCCAAAUGAGAAAACAUCUGAGUUUGAAGCUAUCUAUGCAUGUAUUUCCGGAUAUGAACUGGAAGGGGAACCCAGGAGACGAUGUCUGGGCACUGGUAACUGGGAAGGGUCUCCUCCUAGCUGCAAGAAGAAACCAUGUCCGUCGCUUGACCAGCCGGUCAAUGGGCAGUUGACAUAUUCGGACAAUAUAGGAGAGUUUGGCUCUACAGCUAACUACACCUGUUUUGAUGGUUUCGAGAUUACUGGUGGUGACGCAGUAAGGCAAUGUCAAGAUAACGGACAAUGGACAGGCAUUGCUCCAAACUGCAGCGAAAUUGCCAACCCCUGCGAUCCUAACCCAUGUCCAACACCGACCGACGGUCAGCAGUUUGAAUGUGUUUCGAAUACGACUGAUACUUCUACCCACGUGUGUAUCUGCCCUGAAGGGAAGAAAGGAAACACGUGCACAGAAGAUGACCCGCCGGUAUCAUGCAAAGAGAGCAGACGUAAAUAUAUAUAUUUUGAGACAAACCCGACCGUCCAAGAAAGAACGGCGUGUAUGCCGAAGAAGAACUCGUCGGAAGAGAAUAUAUGUUACAACCCUAAUGAGGAUAUAGCGUAUGAAUCUGACGGUGCCACAGAUGUAACUGUAGAUGAUAGCAAAAAUGACAGGUUUUGUUUAACGUACACAAAUACCGCACCGGUAGUGACGGAAGACUGUGUGAACAUCACGGCGUUUGAAGCAGACGAUAUUGACUAUCGUCCAUGGAUAAACGAUACAUUCCAAAUUUGUUUCAAAUUCAACCGCGAACCUAAGAUAUUACGGUUGAACAGAACUUUAGUUUACAAUGUUGUAACUAUGCCAGAUACAUGGACAGUUCCUUUGGAGGCGUCUGACAUAGAUAAUCACACACUUACUUUAACAGUUUCAGCUGUUGGUCGUUCUGAGUUUGACGACAAGUUCAGUAUUGUAGACGACAAUCUUGAAGUCACCAAUCCUGUCGAAUUAUACAAAUCGAAUCCUGGCAUCUUUGGAGACGUGUUCACUGUGGAAAUAACGGCAACGGAUGACGGUGUACCGCAACUUCAGGAUUCGAUGGACAUUAAUGUACAGUUCGUAUAUGAAGAAUUGAUAUGUACAGUUCCUGGUGAGCCGUUCCUGGUUCAUUUGGAUCCUGAGCCUACCGACAAAAUAGAACUUGGUCAGAUACAGUGCACAGAUGGUGAGAAUACACAGACUCCGGAGUUUGAAAUUACAAACAAUGCUGGACCAGUGAUUAUUGAAUUGGAUGGCAAGAUUAUCUAUGAUCCAACAGCGAAUGAAACAAGUGGGAAUUUUAGGAUCAAUGUCAGGGCAAACACUACUCUGACCGUUCCUGUAUCAGCCGUGUUUCAGUUUACUGUGUUUGCAGCGAAAUUCGACCCCCGAUGUAAUCCAACUGACUUAACCAGACCUAUACCCAUCAGUGAGAAAGCUGUCAUUGGAACAUGCAGUGGCAUAGCUUUCAUUUGUGAUGACCCAGCUAAUCUUACAAAGACAUGUACAGACACAUCCGAGCUGUUUGAUGUUUCAUGUGAUACCGUGUCUUCAAAUAUAACCGAAAUGAAAGUUUGUACUGCGGGCUCCCUUGAUCUUCGCGCUGGUAGUUCAGAAACGGUACCAGUUGAAGUUAAAAACGAGUAUGGAGUUCAUGACAUCAAUGUGACUUUCUCUAUCACCAAUGUGAACGAUCCACCCAAGUUUGUGACGGAUGACUCCCAGAUAGACAUAGAACUGUCUGAAGAAACCACAGCCCCAACAGUACUCAAUGCUUCCGUUAUUCCUGUAGCCGAUCCUGACACAACAACCGACCCUCCAUUUGAUAAUCUAACGGCCACAAUAACAGAUCUUGAAAACAAAGAGGCUGCAGAUAAGCUUCCAUUUACGGCUAGCGUUAAUACGUUUGGAAAUGCAGUGACAGUGACGUUGGCAAAAGCACUGAACCCGAAACUUCGACAUUCAUAUCUGUUAGAAUUAAAGGUGGAAGAUACUUCUGGAGAGUCCGACACUGUGGAUUUAAACAUAACCAUUCUAGACGUUAACGAAAAACCGACAUGUGGAUCACCGAGAGUUAACACGAGUGCGACGGUAAGGGAUGCUGUAGACUACGUCGUCACGAGAUUAACCUGCAGGGAUGACGAUUUCAGUGAACCGUAUCGGUCUUUAACCUAUAGUCUAGAGGGAGACACAAGCACUACAGACUAUUUCAAAAUUGACUCAAGUGGAGCUGUACAGCUGAAAAAGACCCUCACAUCGUUUACAAGUGGUACAGUGUUAUCCUUUACCGCACGGGUAACUGACGGCGGAGGACUCUCUGAGACUGUGCAAAUUGCAGUUGAUGUCAUAACUUCAUAUCCCCCAGAAUGUGGAAAGCAACAGGUAACCCAAACAAAAUCAGAAAGAACGGACACUGGGGAUUGUUUUCAGCUAGCAGUUGAUUGUAAAGACCCUGUACAGAAUGAAACAUUAACGUUCAGAGACCCUGGUGGCAAUGGUACACAACUUUUCUCUCUGAAGGAUGAAAGUACAACAAAUGCACAAAUUUCUUUGUGUACUACUAAUUCAUUGCAGGGAAAUGUCGGAGAAUGGCAUAUAAAUCUGGUUGUUGAAUCGAAAUACGGUUCCCGAAAUAUUCAAAUUAUCAUCAAAGUUGAGGAUGCAAAUGAUCCUCCUACAUGUACACCUGAAAAGAAAGACAUCAAAGCCUCCGUAAAAGAUGAAACUGACAAGGUUGUAUUUAGCCCAAUUUGCAGUGACCCUGAUGUCGACACAAAUUUCAAAACAUUGACAUACACACUGGAAGGUCAAAGUGACGUUAUAUCAUAUUUCAAGAUAGAAAAUGGUGCUAUAGCGCUUGCUAAACCUCUUUCUGAUAUCACUGGAUCAGACAAUGUGCUGACGUUUACUGUGAGAGCUGAGGACGGUGGAGGAUUGUUUGAUACGAUCACUGUUACCGUUACUGUUGAUAAUGAUUUUCCUCCCACAUGUGACAAAACUGAAUUUGAAGUUGUUAUAAGUGAAGCUACAGAUGCCGACGUUUGUCUGUCCGCGGAAAUUGGGUGCACUGAUACUGUUCGAAAUGAAACACUACUUUACAAAAACAUCUCGGGCAACGGCACUGCAUUGUUUUAUGAGAAAGACAGCACAAAUGCCGAGAUUAAAUUGUGUACAAGAAAGAGCCUACAAGCACAAUAUGGAGAUUGGGAGUUCAAUGCUGUCGCGAGUUCCUCAUAUGGGGAAACAAAUCUUAAAGGAAUUGUUAGAGUGAGCGAUAAAAAUGAUAGACCCGAAUUCUCCGCUCCAUCAUACAGUCAUUCUGUGUACGAGAACACAACAGAAAAUACAGUACUGUUAACCGUGACAGCAACAGACCAAGACUCCGGUGCUUUUGGAAAACUGACUUACCAUUCUAAAGGUAUGGACGAUUCCGGGUUGUUUUCAUUAAACAAAGAUACUGGUGAAAUUUCUAUUGCUUCUACACUGGAUGCUGAUGCAUCCGACUCAAACCUAUUUGUGUAUGUGGUAGAGGCAAUAGAUGGGGCUUCGAUUCCACUGUCUGCUUCAACAACUGUGUCUAUACAAGUACUCGAUGUAAAUGACGAGAAACCCGUGUGCGACCCAACCAGUGUUACAGUAGGCAUAUAUCUGUUGGAUCCACUAGAUACUGUAAUAACACAACUUGAUUGUACCGAUGCAGACAUAACGGCAAAUUUUCGAAUUCUUGAAUACAGUGCAGCCUCAUCUUACUUCAGUGUGAACAGAACAGGACACGUUACGUUGACAAGUAAACUACCAAGAGAUGUAACGCAGCACGAGGUUGAAGUUAAAGUAACAGACUCGGAUAAAUCGUCAGACCCAAACUUCUCAACAGAUUUCGUCAUAACCAUCAAUGUAGACAACAACGUACCACCAGUCUGUUUGCCAGAAAUUAUUGUGCGAACUUUGCAAGAAACCGAGGAGGUUGGUGUGUGUCUAGAUAAAGAGGUUAUCUGCACAGAUCCUACAGGAGGAGAGGUCACACUGCAAGCUGAAAGUGGCACAGCAAAGAAUAAAGAUUUGUUAGAGAUAAGGAUCCAUUCUGAAACAGGGAAGCUAGGACUUAGUGCUUGCAUUAAGUCAAGUCUAAAAGACGAAUUUGGAAAUUAUGAGCUUAUUGGGACAGUAACGAACGGCUUAGGUACUACAACUGUCAACUGGACUUUUACAGUAGAGAAUGUCAACGAACCUCCUGUGUUUACCCCGGACACCUACAAUAUACAAGUGUCCGAGGACCAAGCGUUGAAUAAGGAGAUACUGAAAAUAACUGUCUCUGAUCCAGAUGAUGGUAAGGGCAACGCGGACUUCGAACUAGCUGAUGUUACUGAACAAUCAACAAAUGACGGAGAUUUUAAUGGAGUGUUGUCUGACGUAUUAAUUUUCCUGAAAGCUGUUCGGUCAUUUUAUUCAUACAGACAGUUUAACGCAACGCUUAGGAACGUCUACAAAUACAAUGUAACGGCUGUUGAUAAGAGCGGAUUGAAAUCGAUAGCUCAAGUAACGAUCGAAGUUCUGGAUGUGAAUUCGGCACCUAUAUGCAGUCCAACGACAUUAGAAUCUACUAUUGAUAUUCUUGCCAAAGAGAAUGAAGUAGUGUUUGAACUGUUCUGCUACGAUACGGAUAUUGAGGCUAAUAAUAUUGAGCUCGAUUAUGAAAUAGUUAACGGUGACGUAGAUGGGUAUUUUAACGUUACGGGUAAUGGAGAAUUGAUUGUACUGAAGCGACUGCCACGAGACGAAUUAAUAUAUGGCGUAGCAAUAGCAAGUCUACAGGUGAAGGUCAGUGACAGAGGAACACCUCCAUUGACAACAUUUGUUACAGCUUCAAUAACUGUGGACAGAAAUAUUCCUGUGACGUGUAAGCCCGCAUUCAUUCCACCAAGUGUUUGGAUACAGAACGCAUGCGUCACAAUAAAAAUGGACUGUACGGAUCCAACAAAAAGCGGAACAGAUCAUCUAAAAUACGUAAUGUCUGGUAAUUUCACCCAAGGAUUUACCGAGAAAAGCAACUCCCUAGGGACUAUUGAAUUGUGUUACAAUCUAAUAAUAAAUGGUGUUUUUCAGAUUUCUGUGGAUGUGAACAAUGGUUUGAGUAUAUAUACAUUCACUGACAACAUCAUUGUAAGCUACUCUCAAGCCACACCAGUGUUCUCAAAAUCCAAAUACACAGUCACUAUUUCUGAGAACACAGGAACCGGUACAACAGUAUUGACUGUAGAGCUAGAUACAGCGUCAGCAGAACUGAUAAAGAAUCUGGAAUAUAGUAUUUUAGACACUGGCUCUACAGAAGGUUGGAAGACAUACUUCACUUUAGAUAAAAUCAGUGGUGAAAUACGGACGUUGACUAGCAUAAAAGGCCUGGCUGAUCAAGUGAUCACACUUAAAGUAGAGGCAAUAGACAAGUCUUCUCAACUUCGUUCGUCUGUUCUUGUGGAACUUACGAUUCAGGAUGAAAAUGAGCGUCCAGCAUGUACAAUUACAUCAAGAAAUCUAGAUAUAGAAGUUGACGAGGCUGUUAAUACACCGAUUAUUUUGCUCAGCUGUAGUGACCCGGAUGUAAAAGAGGAUUAUCGGACAUUGACCUACGAUAUAUCCGGGGAUAAUGUUGAUGUCUAUUUCAAAUUUGCCGGAAACCCAGCUGCAUCGGUAGUAAUAAAGGAACCUCUUAACAUCCGUACAUUCGAAUACGUAAUAACACUGACUGUGAGUGACAAAGGAACACCGCCUCUUUCAUUCUUUGAGGAUUUCAAGGUCAAUGUGAACACAUUACCACCACCUGUAGAUGUAGUUGCGGUUGCAACAAGUUUUGAUACUAUAAGAGUGGCAUGGGACUACGCAAGACCGGAUUACUAUGACGUCACAAAGUCAUUUAAAGUAAAAGCCUUGUCGUCUGCGAAUGUUAUUGUGAAGGAAUCACCGACUCUAGAUUCCAGUACGCGGGCAUAUAAUAUUACUGGACUAUCGGCAGUGACCCAAUACAUCAUCGUUGUUGACGCACUUACAAAUGACGGGACAAGAGCAUCAAAUGCAUUAACUGUUACUACAAAAGAGGUACCUGUGUUAACAAAUUUCACGGCUACAAUGAUUGCUGAUGACAAGGAUUACAAUGAAAGACUGCGCGAUCACCUGUCGCAAAUAUAUUACGAGUACAGAAAUUUGGUCGUGGAUAGCGUAAUGUUUGCACUAAAAGGGGUAGCUGGCGUUGUUGGAAUAAGUGAUGUUAGUUUCAGGCCAUACAACAGCAUUUUUGUGGAUUUCACAGUUAUGCUGAACCAGUCGGCAAACGUUGAUGCUACAAUACAAAAAUUAAACCAAACGGUGUCUUCCGGAUACGUUCAACAGCUGCGUGUGCAGUCAAAUUUCUUCCAAGCAGCCGCAGGAGGUGGUUACAUUCUAAUCGACGGCUUAUCAUUUACACCUACUGAGGUUUACAAUGGAACCGAAACUGUUCUCGAGUGUAACAUCACGGCUGUUGGUUACUCCAGAGACGAAAAUUUUGACUUUUGGUGGACAUACAGAGGAAACAGACUAUAUCCAACAGACCAAUCACGCUUCAGCAUGUCUUCAACGUCAGAGGCAGAGUUUUACGAAUACAAACAUUCACUACUCCGUGUUAACCCCAUUCUUGAAGAUCAUUCAGGAUCAUAUGGUUGUCACGUGAGUGAUGCAGCUCGGCGGCAAGUUAAAGAGAAGCUUAUAAAUUUGAAGAUAACCUCACAGCCUACAGUAUAUAUUACACCAAAAAGUCAGACUUUGAGAUACGGUGAAAAUGUAAAUGUGACAUGCGAACUUGUGAUUUCUGAGGGAACAUUCGAGCAGUUUGUCUGGUACAAGAAUGGAUCACCAUUCCUAAAAGGAUCAAAUGAAGUCCUAACGUCAACUCCUACAUCAAUGACAAUAACAAUAACUGGGAUAAAAGAGAAUGUUGUAUAUGGCUGUGAGGGCAAGAAUGAAGCUGGGUAUAGCGUGCGCGUUUUCUCCAACAUCGGUGUGAUUCCACAAGGUGCAAAUAAUGAAGUGUCGUGUCCUGCAUCAGACGACAAUCGUGGAAAAAUAUGGCCGUUAACUGCACCAGACACCGUCGCCCGUCUGGAUUGUAACACAAGCUUUACAGGAGAAAUCUACAGGGUUUGUUCAGCAACUGGUGAUUGGAAAUCACCAGUAUACGCCUGUGUUCGAGAAGAGUUAGAAAACAUUGAACAAAAGCUGAAGGAUAUUCAAGACGGAGUAAAACAAUCUUUAAAUCUGACAGAAGCUCUUGUUGAUUUGAAUAAAGCAACGUCUGGUAACACGUUAUUGGAGGGUGAUAUUGACACUACGAUAAACUCGCUUGACAUCGCUGUUGGCAUAAAUGACUCUGUAACUCCAGAAGAAAAAGCAACCAGAAAAACUAAUUUUCUCGAAACUUGCAGCAGUUUAAUCGAUGAGCCAAACACCCCUGCUUGGCUCUCUAGCAUUGAAGUGCGACGGAAGGGGGCUAUCACGAUUCCUAAACUAGUUGAACAAUACAACGUGAAAGCAAUGGACAGCAUUGCCGACGACAAGGAUGAAACUGUAUCAGUGAAAAAUAUCUAUAUCACGGUAGGCGCAGGUAAGAGAGAUCUAUACAGUUACCCAGACCGGAGUAAUACAGCUCCAGAAUGGGUUAAAUCUACAAAAACUGGCAUAGUCGUCCGGGGAGAAGCAUUUAAAGAUAUUCCAACAGUACACUUUGCAAGUUCCGUAUUCAGAAAUAUUACACCGAUACUUGCGAAAAAAUUAAAGAAAGACGGGGCGGUAAUGGAUAUAUCAUCUACAUAUGACAUCAAUUCCGACAUUGUUGUUUUCCAACUGAAAGAAAGUAUCGCAAUAGUUGAUCCUCCCGCUGAAAUAACAUUUCAGCAUUUCGAUAGUAAUUACUCGAAUCCAAUUUGUUGUUACUGGGACUUCGAUGAGGGAGCGUUUGUGACUGAUGGAUGUGCACUAGUUUCAACAAGUGAUGAGUUUACUGUUUGCCAAUGUAAUCACUUCACUAACUUCGCCGUAUUGAUGAGCCCGGGCAAGACGCCGGAAGCAGAUGUAAUGGCUCUCAGCAUUAUAUCGGCGGUGGGUUGUGGGAUAUCAAUACUAUGUCUGCUUUUGACGAUAAUUUUCCAUGCGAUUGUGUGGCGGUUUGUGAAGAGUGAUCGUGCUGUGUUGCUGAUAAAUCUCUGUGUUGCUCUCAUCAUAUCGUACGUGGUGUUUAUUGCUGGUGUUGACAGAGUCGAAAACAAGGACGUUUGCACGGCGAUUUCAGCAUUACUCCACUAUUUCUACUUAGUGGUGUUCUUCCUAAUGUUGGCAUAUGGUAUAGAAAUUGCGAUCUCCGUCGUUUAUGUUUUUGUAACAAGGUCAAGAAUUAAGUGGUUGCUACCACUUGCCUGGGGUAUUCCCUUAGUGAUUGUUGGGAUAUCUAUGGGUGCUACACAGCUGGAUGGAUAUGGCAAUGAAAGCUUUUGCUGGCUGUCUAUAGAGGAUGGACUUCUCUGGGCUUUCGCUGGUCCCGCUGCUUUAAUAAUUUUGAUAAAUUUUGUUAUAGUUGUGAUAGUUUUAAGACAGAUGUUCAAGUCGUCAGUGAUGAUGACUAAAUCUGAUAAAGAAAAAGCCACAACUGGUGUUCGUAGUUUAUGUGUUCUCCUGCCAAUACUUGGCCUCACGUGGGUGUUUGGUGUCUUCUCUGUCAACGAAGACUUAGUUGCCUUCCAGUAUAUAUUUGCAAUAUGUAAUAGUUUACAGGGAUUUCUCAUAUUCCUUUUCCAUUGUAUCUUCAACAAGCAGCUAAGACAAGCAUUGAAGCAACGCAGUGAUAGAAAGAAGAGUUUACAAUCUAUAGAAAAUAGUUUGAAAAAUCAGCACUCUACAACUGGCUCUACUGCGUUUGUAUCGAAUGACAAUAAAUUGCUACAAAACAACGACGUUAACGGCGGAUCUUCUAAUCCUUUCCUGGAAGCCGACCGCCAGAUGAAAGAACUUGUUGGCAAAAAUAAGAAAACUGCUAAUUUGAAUGAUAACUUAGAAGCCAACAAUAAAGUAGAAGUUGACAAAAGUAGUAAGGCAGUUGAUUUAGAUGAUGUAAAGAUAUCAAAUAUCAUAAGGGAAUCAGAAGUUAUGGGAGGUACGGCUGGUAUCUCCUCGAUUCUACAAACAGACAAUCGUACCGAGGACGACAAGAUCAAUGAAACACCAGUUAUACGAUCGUCAAUGGCAUCUAGCCACCGUUACGAUUAUGUAGACCCAAAUCAGACUGGUUCUCAAACUUCAACGGGAAUCGAGAAGCCACCCGGAUAUGAAAAGUUAUUACAGGGUACCGGUGUAGGAACUGAUAGAAGUAGAGAGAGGGAAAAGGAGAAAAAGAGGGAGAAGGAACGUGAAAGAGAACGUGAGAGAGAACGAGAAAGACAGAAAAAGAUAGAAAAAGAAAAACAUGACAGGAUGGAAAAAGAAAGAAUAGAACGCGAACGUAUGGAAAGAGAAAAUGAAGAACGUGAAAAAUUAGAACGUGAAAAACGGGAACGGGAGCGACGAGAAAGAGACAGAUAUCAAGAGAGGGGUGUUAUAAGAAUAGGGUACACUAAUGAGGGUUAUACUGCACCAGUUGAUAAACGUCGAGCUGGUUCACAGGAGAGAAGAGGACAGCAGCCUAGGUCAGACCGAUCAAGCAGAACUGACGAUGACUACGAGGCUAGAAUAUAUGAAAGGCAUAUUCGGAUGAACAGAGUAUAUAGGCCUUAUAGACAUUUGAGUGGGUCUUCCGCCCAAAAUGUAACAUCUAUAAAUACGGCUUUACCAGAAAAGUUCGAGUUUUAUCAGGGGAAAAAACGACAGCAGAAAGAGGCGAAGAAGCAUUCGGAUAGCUCAUUAAAGAAAAAGGACAAGAAGAAAUCGUCUUUAAAAGAUCGUUCAAAGGCGUAUGAAUACUCUUACGAUAGUACAUACCUUGGGGGUACAUCACGACACGCAAGUCUUGAAAAUAUGAAUAUGCAACCCAUCGGAUACAGCCCAUACGCACAGGCGCCAGGAUACGGUGGAUAUCAGACAGGACGUCCCGCAGUACAACAACAGCAUUGGGACCAGUAUGGCUAUGCCAGAGAUCCAAGGGAUCGCAGAGACCCUAGGGAUUAUGACCCUUAUUUAAGAGAUCCUUAUAGAAGAGAUUACUGGUGAAAGUAGAACACCAGUUAUUUAAAGCUCAGCCAUAAACUUCGAUCCAGGAAAUGAAUUUUGCUAUAUAUCAGCUGAAGACAUUUCGGUCGUUUUAACUUGUCCAGCAAGAAUUAUUCGCCGAUGUUAGACCAAUAUGGUUUUCAAUAUAGAUCAGAUAUUAGUUUUGCAAAAUUGACGUUAUUUUGGUUCGAUAUUGUUUCCGAGAAACUGAUCUAGGAUUGGUCCAGUGUACAUACGUUUACAAUGUGAAUAUAAAUAUCGGCGAUAAUUAUGGAGGUCAGUCAUAAAUUGAUUGCAGGAAUAACGAUAUUGUCAGAAAAUUACUUUGACAAUGAGAUAAAAAUGCUCAUUUCUUUCAUAAACGAUUUGGGUAUUUACUAUAGAACAAUGAAAUAUGUCAAUUCCAUGUGUUAGACCCAGAGAAUGUCGUGAUUUUUGUCGUAAUCUUAAAAGGGUCAUGGAUUAAAGCCAACAUUGCCCCGGUCAAAUCAGAGAAAAACGACGCUUUUACUCAGAAUAUUGAAAUGUGAAAGAAGUAAAUUUAUAUAUUUGUUUAAACAGAAAUGAUUCUAUGGAUGUUUUGAGAUACAAACACGUUUUCUGAUUUGAAUAUUGGCUAAAAAAAUUAUGUAAUGUUAUUUUUCAAUAUGCUUGCGAUUUAUUGAUCUUACAAAGUAUCGAAAAUGUUAGAAUGAAUAUAAUUCCGUCUACCUUUAUCAACAUCUUCAUAUAUGUAAUAUUGAUAUAAUUUAAAGAAGUAAAUUGUCUAUAUUAUGAACAGUAAAUGUGUUAAUAAUGUAUUACAAAAUGGCAUUUAUUGUCAGAAAACUGCCACUUCCGAGUUCGCCAUGAUUAUUUCCAGACGAGGUUGCAAUAAGCAAUACCUGACCUAUAUUGCUCCUGACUAUGCUGCAGUUAGCAAUACUUGAACAAUUUGCAAUAAGCAAUGCUAAGCAUUACAAUAUGACUGUAUACAUAAUUUUGUAGCUUGUCUCGGACGAUUGUUCUUAAGGGACAUAAGUCUCACUUUUAUUAUAUGUGUAUGUACGGAGACUUUUAUUAUAUGUGUAUGUACUCGGAACGUACUAUGUAUAGAAACAUAACUAUGUUCUUUAAAGUUUCAUAUUUCACUGUUUACCAUUUAUCAAUGUUUACGUAUAUUCAGUGAAGUGUAAAAUUCAAGGAAAAAAUCUUAUUGAUCUAAAUAGAGAGUAUGUAACGUAAGAUUAUGAGAAAUGCAAAUGAUUGGUUAAAAAGAAAUGUGGACCAAGUCGUCCUUUUAAGGUAGUGGACCCCUAAUGCCAUUCGGCAAUUUCCGUGCGAUUUCGUUUUCUUCAAAUGCGAUUCCGGCAUUCUCCGGCUAGUUGUUUGUAUGAACUGCUUUAGCAACCGGAGUAGUAGAAUACAUAAUCGAACGAAAACUGCCGCAUGUCAUUACCGAUCCAUUCCUAUUGAUGUUUAGUAAACAAAGGUUUUUUCUGCUGACACUUUUCUUGUACAGAUUCUCAGCUGUUUAAAAUUCUGUUGUUUUGAUAACCUUAAUGAUAUUUACUAUUUGUUGUUUCUAGAAAUAUAUUUUUGUGAACAUUAUUUAACUGAAGUGCAAAUAUAUAAGUUUUAUACAUUAUGUUUUACAAGCAAAAUAUAUUGAUAAACCAUU